AUGUCUGCGAUCGUUUGCGGGAAGAGAUCUUUGUUCGAGGAUUUGGUCGCCGCUUCUUCGCCUCCCGUCUCCAAGAAAAUCCGUUGCUUCUCCUCGUCUUCUCCGGCUCGCUUUUCCCCUCCGAUUCCUCCUUCCUCGUCAAUUCUCCUCGAUCACCUCGCCGCCAUCUUCCCCGAUAUGGAUAAGCAGAUUCUUGAGAGGGCAAUCGAGGGAUGUGGAGAUGAUCUUGAUUCAGCUAUUAGGUGUUUGAAUCAGCUUCGUUUAGAAUCUGCCAAUAACAACAAUUCCGACUCUGCUGCUACCAACCAAUCUCCUGUUAUCCAGGAAUCAAAUGUUGAACCUCUGCAGCAAGGAUCAAGAAACGAGGAAGUGGUACCGAAUGGAGAACCAAAUGUUAUGAACAUGGAUGGAACGGAGUGGGUGGAGCUCUUUGUUAGGGAGAUGAUGAGUGCUUCUGACAUGACGAAUGCGAAAGCACGUGCUGCGAGAGCGUUGGAAGCUUUGGAGAAGUCCAUCAAUGCACGCUCUGGUGCUGAAGCAAUGCAAAGUCUCCAACAGGAAAACUUAAUGCUGAAGCAGCAAUUAGAAGCCAUAGUCCAGGAGAACAGUUUACUUAAACGAGCGGUGGUGACGCAACAGAAGCGGCAGAAAGAAACUGAAGAUCAAAGUCAGGAGUUGCAGCAUUUGAGGCAGCUUGUCACUCAAUACCAGGAACAAUUGAGAACUCUGGAGGUGAACAACUAUGCACUGACGCUUCAUCUGAAACAAGCACAGCAGAACAGUUCCAUCCCGGGGCCAGCAUUCUCUAAGCGCAAACAAUCAAAUCUAGGGUAUCAUAUCAAAAUCUCUGAAAGAAUGGCGGCAGAUCCAAAAACGGCGACUGAAGACGUGAAGAUGGAUUUGUUCGAGGACGACGAUGAGUUCGAGGAGUUCGAAAUCGAAGAAGAUUGGGUUGAGAAAGAAGAAGUGAAGGAGGUGAGCCAGCAGUGGGAAGAUGACUGGGAUGAUGAUGAUGUCAACGAUGACUUCUCUCUUCAGCUACGAAAGGAACUAGACACCAAUGAUGAGAAGAAAUGA
Messenger RNA from Microthlaspi erraticum, 1077 nucleotides. NCBI's taxonomy places the organism in Eukaryota, Viridiplantae, Streptophyta, Magnoliopsida, Brassicales, Brassicaceae. The record is from the annotation of a GenBank genome assembly.